Manduca sexta (tobacco hornworm) is the source of this 2084-nucleotide messenger RNA. RefSeq names its product mitochondrial import inner membrane translocase subunit Tim17-B. The transcript is spliced from 4 exons. Gene Ontology annotation, biological process: protein import into mitochondrial matrix. Gene Ontology annotation, cellular component: mitochondrial inner membrane; TIM23 mitochondrial import inner membrane translocase complex. Gene Ontology annotation, molecular function: transmembrane protein transporter activity. Lineage: Eukaryota; Metazoa; Arthropoda; Insecta; Lepidoptera; Sphingidae. Bases 268 to 765 code for a protein of 165 amino acids. The record is from RefSeq and is a predicted model, not a curated record.
AAUAAUUCUUUUAUGAUUUGCGUGUUAUUAUGAGGCAUACAAAUUCUGUCGAUUUUUACGUUGGUAAUAAGUAUUGAUAUAGAUUUGUAAUAAUCAGUUUGGCAAUACCACCAAGUCUCUUUGUCAAAAAGUCGAAUUCUAACCAUGGUGCAAUAUUCGUGAUAGUUUACAAAAUCGUUAAAAAAGCAGUACGAGAUAAGUUUUUGUGAAUAAAAAUCGAGUAAUUCUCAGAAGAAAGUGUAUCUACACAGGUGAAAUCAAUAAAAAAUGGAUGAAUACACGAGAGAACCUUGCCCAUGGCGAAUUCUUGACGACUCUGGUGGUGCGUUUAUAAUGGGUGCCAUCGGUGGCGGUAUAUUUCACUCAAUAAAAGGAUUCAGAAAUGCGCCAGUCGGUUUCAGCAGGAAAAUGUUAGGCAGUUUGGCAGCAGUCAAAGAGAGGUCACCAAUUGUAGCUGGCAACUUCGCUGUUUGGGGAGGAAUGUUCUCCACAAUUGACUGUUCACUGGUAUACCUGAGACAGAAGGAGGAUCCAUGGAACUCCAUCAUGAGUGGAGCACUUACUGGUGGCAUCCUGGCAGCUAGGAAUGGUGUACCAGCAAUGGCGGGCAGUGCACUCGUAGGCGGCGUUCUUCUCGCGCUGAUCGAGGGCAUCGGUAUCAUGUUCACAAGGAUAACGGCAGAGCAGUUCAAACCACAACAACCAAUAUUUGAAGACCCCUCUGUGCUUGGUCAAAGUCAAGCACAGAGUCAGUCUUUCCAAUAGAAUUAUAAUUUAUAAUUUGUACAGGUUAAGCAAUGUUGGGUUAUUAUUCUAUUGGUUUCUGUUUAAUUUAGAUGUUGUUUAUGGUCCUCUCUAAUCUCUAGUAGUGAAAAUUCUUUAUUCUUUUCUUGGAGAGCAUUCUUGAUCUGUACAAAUUUAUAUUACAUCUUGCCACUUGGCAUUGUACGUAUUGUAGAAUACUGUUAAACAUGAAUUGUUUAGUCAUGUGUUUGUUAUAGUUUCCUAAAUGUAAACCUGCCAUCACACUUAAAAUUAAUAGUUGAUCAUGAAUUUUGUCAAGUAAAUUUAUGUUUUGUCUGGGAAAUAUUACUUUAUUAUUGACAUUGGCAAAAUCACUAAUGAAUAGAUGGAGCCAUUGAGUUUCACAAGAUCAAGAACUUUACCAUACCAUGAACAUUUUAUUUUCCUCUUUACUUGAAAAUAGGUGAAAAAGUGUAAUUUAAAAAAACUUUCUUCUUUUGACUACAUUAUAUAAAUUAAAUUAGCAGGUCAUGACAAAUAUAUGAGUUAGAUUGUGGCUUAAAUUCAUGAUUACACCAGUAAUAUAGUUUCCAAGUGACAACUCAGAAUGUAGGUGAAGUGAUAACAAACAUAUUUGACUUUUAUAAUUUUGUUUAUUACAGUAAAUAUUCAAUUGAAUUCAGAUCUUUGAUGACACAAGUGAUUUAUUUUGCAUCUGUGAUAUUAGCAGCACUGUGCUGUUUGCAUAAAUUUCACUUGUCGCAGGUCUCCGACAAUGCACAUGGUUUAAUUCAUCCAAAGCUCAAUGACAUGUUAUUUAUGUAAGAUUCUUUUUAGAUUAGAAAACUUGUGGUUUUAUUAACAAUAUAUUGAUGGACAGGUUUGCGAGUGGCAAAAUACACUAUAUCCCAAUGUUAAGUAGUUUAUUAAAAUAUCCCACAUAGAUUAAUUUGUUGAAUUGUAUAAAGUAAAACCUUAAAUAACUUAAUCCAAAUAUUAAAACUGUUGUGUUAAUUUUUAUUCACCUAGCAAGCAUUUUAUUAAAUGCUUAGAGUAACUAGCCUGCAGGAAUAUAUUUUUUAAUCUAGAAAGAAUCUGUAACCAUUUCAUAGACUGCCACAUGUUUGUCGUUCACAACUUAUUUAUUUUUUUCCAUAUAGUUGUGAGAGACAAGGCAUUAUUGUUUAUACUGGUUGUGAUCAAUAUUUGUUCCCUAAUCCAAUUAGUUUUACAUAAUGCUUAAAAAAAUAAAUGCCAUUUAUUUUGACAUGUAGCAUUCUGUGAAAUGGAAAGUCCUAUGUUUUAUAGUGUUAGUUAUUAAAACAGUUUUAUAAUUAAAA